Molecule: messenger RNA, 1650 nt
Organism: Clonostachys rhizophaga
Lineage: Eukaryota; Fungi; Ascomycota; Sordariomycetes; Hypocreales; Bionectriaceae
Source: the annotation of a GenBank genome assembly
AUGAGCUUCGAUUCAUAUGAUUAUAUUAUCGUGGGAGGCGGCCUCUCCGGAUGUGUCCUCGCUAACCGACUACGAGAGUACAAGACAACGUUAAAAAUCGUCUUGCUUGAAGCUGGCAAAGAUACCCGCGAGCGUUCAGAUGUCAGGCACCCCCAGGUUCUCAAUCUUGGGGGCGACUUGGACUGGUCGUACGAAACUGAGCCAGCCCCGAAUGCCGCGAACCGCACUUUCACCCUAAAUUCGGGCAAAGGGCUCGGCGGCGGCACAGCAGUCAAUUCAAGCGGCUGGACUCGCGGAUCUGCGAAUGACUUCGACGAGUGGGCGGCUUUGGUCAAGGAUGAACGCUAUAAUUAUGCCGGGCAGCUACCUUGGUUCAAGAAGUGUGAGCGCUGGUUUGAUGAAAAGAAUCCCGAGCAGCAUGGCCUAGAUGGACGUAUAACGGUUGGCUCUUCUGGGUCGAACAAGCGCCUAUUCCCCUUGACCGAAAAGAUUGCAGAAGCUUGGGAUGCACUUGGAGUUCCUGUUCUCCCGGACCUUGACCAAAACGCAGGAGACAACCUAGGACGGGCUUACAUUUGCGAGUCAAGACUGGAUGGUCAGCGACAAUGGUCACCGGUAGUCUACCCUCUCGAUGGUGUUGAAGUUCGGCUUGAAGCCUUGGUCCAAAGAGUCGUGAUGGAAAACAGCAGCGGACACCCUCGUGCUACGGGUGUCGAAUUGAGUGACGGCAGUAUCUUGUCAGGCAAAGAAGUUAUUCUGUGUGCCGGAGCUUUGAGGUCCCCACAGCUGCUCCAGCUCUCCGGUAUUGGCUCACCUUCAGAUCUCAAAGAAGUCGGAAUCGAUCCAGUGGUUGACCUCCCCGAAGUUGGCAAGGGGCUAACUGACCACUUGAACUUCUGGCAGCACUGGCGGCUCCGGGACCCCUCCGCGGGUUAUACCCUUGGCUCCCCAAACCCGUUAUUUUCUGAGCCUCAGUACACUAAGGGAACUCCUAUGGAAUGGGUCGUGACCCAUUCCCUACCAGAGCAGGGCCUUGCUAUCGCCAUUGAAAAGGAUGAGGGGGUCAAGCCGAAUCCAUCCAAGCACCCGCUGCUCUCGAGGGCCCGUACUUUCAACGAGAGCUUGAUCCUCCACGCCAAAGUCCCACUGCCUGGUAUUCCAAUGGAUUGUGAGCACAUGACUACAGCUGUCAUAAACUUCUUGCCCACUUCUAGGGGUACGGUUUCCUUAAAGUCAGCGAAUAUUGAAGAUCCCCCAAAGAUCAAUAUGAACUAUCUUUCCACUGAGGUAGACAAGUACCAAAUGCGCGAGGGUAUUCGAAAAAUUGCCUCAUUUAUGCUCGGCCCUAUUUUCAGCCAAUAUAUUGCGGGCGAGACGGUACCCGAUGCGUUGGCCGUCGAGCCUGUUACGCUCAAUGAUAGUGACGAGAAGCUGGAUAAUAGGGUGACUCUAGCUGCUUCGACGACCUGGCAUUAUUCUGGAACUUGCUCCAUGGGCAAGGUUGUGGAUACUGACUUUAGAGUUUAUGGUGUAAAGGGUUUGAGAGUGGUUGAUGCUUCGGUAAUUCCCGUGCCACUAAGUGCUCAUAUUCAAGCACCCCUUUAUGGGCUGACAGAGCAGGCAGCAGCAAUAAUUGCUGGUAAGGCAUGA